AUGUCGGAUUCAGGAUCAGAGCCAGUCGAGAGCAUCGCAAAAGCUCUGUUUGGAGAGGUUCCCACAAUUGUCAAUACGCAGGCGGCAGACCGCCAGAAAAAGCCUGCAAAGAGUAAGUCUGGCAGACCUCGGAAGACCAGAAAUACUUCGUCCCGGUCACCAACGCCUCCACCACCUGUAUGGGGCUCACAAUACAGGCCUUCGAGUGUGAAAGAAAAGAAAUAUACUGCCGAAAUCCCCAUGUGGGACUCUCCAAUGACGAGGUCAUCCUUUGGACCGCAGCCUCUCAAACACAGUAGCAAGAGCAAUACACCCUCUCCCAUAAUACAAGUCAAGGAAGAUGAGGAAGACCUUUCCAUCCUCGAUAUCAAACCUGAGCCUGAUGUGCCCCCGCAUGUUGACACGAUGGCUGAUCUUGUCUACACGAAGACUGGGUCAGUGCGACUUACAGACCAGAACGUGGAGCUUCGCAAGGUGGUCCAACAUGGUAUCCUCGAAGUCAAAGCAUACAUUGUCUUCACUCACGGGUACCUCAAAAUUGUGGCCAAGAACUCAUAUGCGCGGGAAAUCUUACUUCAGGCUGUGAAACACCACGAGACAGUGCCAAUUGAGAAACGGAUAUUGAUGCUCGUGCUAGCCUCUUCCACACUGAAAUCAAGGACGUCGCCUAUAAAUAUACCCCAGGCUACUUUCGACUCGGCCGUAACUACAUUUGAUACUGAGGGUCUUCCUUCUCCAAAACGACAGAAGCCAUAUCAAGGGCAGCCCAUAGUCGACACUCUAUACGAGACAUUCUUCAAAAACUCGAAGUCAGUUGGUUUGCAGUUUGCUCAGCGCUUUCUUGACAUUGCGGAGAACAAAACUGGUCAACCAGAAAUCCCUAUCCCCAUGUUGGCCAUGGUCAGCACAGCUAUCCACGCUGUUCUCAUUGCAAAGAAGAACAAGGCAGGUGAAGAUUUUAAGUUCACUGGUAACCAAUUCUGUGAUAUCUAUACAUACCACGUGGCAUUGUUGGAGAGAAUCCGAAGGAUGGCUCCUGUCAAAUUUCAUAAAAUGAUGGCCGAUAUUUACGAGGAGGUCCAGCAUUUCUGUCGUGACGCAAUUGGAGUCUAUGGCACUGAUACCGAUCUAGCAUUCUUGGACCUUGAGGGAAUGGAUGACGAGUAG
Molecule: messenger RNA, 1167 nt
Organism: Suillus fuscotomentosus
Lineage: Eukaryota; Fungi; Basidiomycota; Agaricomycetes; Boletales; Suillaceae
Exons: 8
Coding region: 1-1167 (388 amino acids)
Source: RefSeq, a predicted model, not a curated record